Molecule: messenger RNA, 1247 nt
Organism: Sardina pilchardus (European sardine)
Lineage: Eukaryota; Metazoa; Chordata; Actinopteri; Clupeiformes; Clupeidae
Gene: timcc
Product: family with sequence similarity 136 member A
Exons: 3
Coding region: 115-537 (140 amino acids)
Cellular component (GO): cytoplasm
Source: RefSeq, a predicted model, not a curated record
AUGAAUGGAGAAUUACAUGCUUACUAGGAGGUGACCUUAUUGAUAGGAUUGUUUCAUGUGUAAGAACAGUAUUCAAGAGCAGCUAUAACAGUCCUAUAAUAACAUAAUCAGAAUAUGGCAGAGGCGCAUCAAGCUCGAGUGACAAAGGCUGUAGAAGAUAUGGUUCAAAGCCUGGAGCGAGAUCACAUACGCAAAAUGCAGGGGCGUAUGUUCAGGUGUAGCGCAGACUGCUGUGACCGCUCUACAGACAGCAUGACGCAGGUGCAUCAGUGCAUCGAACGCUGCCACACACCCCUGGCUCAUGCACAAGGGACAGUGACUGCGGAGCUGGAAAAAUUCCAGGACAGAUUGAGCCGCUGCACCAUGCACUGCAACGAUAAGGCGCGAGACCUCUUCGACACGGGGGCGAAGGAACCGGCCGUCCGAGCCCUGAUGGAGCAAUGCGUGGGCAGCUGUGUGGACGACCACAUCAACCUCCUGCCCAGCAUGACCCGCAAGCUUCAGGAGAACCUCGAUUCUAUAUCGCAGUCACAGUGACCGGGACGCGGAAAGCUGGAGGGGGGGGGGGGGGGUCCCAUCAGAGCAGCAGGGGACGAAGCGGUGUCGAGAAGUCCCGAACGGGAUUGAUAUGUAUGGUUAAUCAGAUUCAAAAUAGGACCGGCAAGAGGGUUAUGAGAUGUUAUUGUUUGGGUAACGUGACUGACCAAAGCCAAGGGGUGGUUUGCAAAAUCAUCUUGAACAAUCAUGGUAAAGACCGCUGGACUGGGAAGAGCAACUGACUGUUGCUGAAAAUACUGAGUAUGGUGUUUCAUGUUAUUUUAUCACCUUUGACUUAAGACCACAUGAUGCUUGCCAGCUAUGAUGUCAUGGUCACUAAAGUUUACUUGUUUCCUACUCACGCCAUCAGGCUGUAGGUUACGAGACCUAGUGUUUGAGUCGCCUGCCUGAAAAGUCAUGUAAGUCCGUCUAAAACUUCAGUUGUUGACAACUGCUAUAUCUGUCCGUCUCUAAUGAAAGGAUGUCAGUCAACACUUUGUGUGUGCAUGCCUUGUGUUUGAUAAAAUGUUGGAAGAUAUUCGGAAGGGGAGAGGGGUUGUUUGGUUUGGUGCUCAUUCAUACACAUCUGCCUCCUGAUUGUGAUGGGUUUUCCUUGGUGAAACCAGUUGUGAACUGUGAAGCACUUGACUUCUUGACAUUGUGCUCUUGUUUGUUUUUGUACAGACAAUAAAUCAAAGAAUUAAAUCAAA